This is a messenger RNA of Symbiodinium natans, 627 nucleotides long. Lineage: Eukaryota; Dinophyceae; Suessiales; Symbiodiniaceae. The record is from the annotation of a GenBank genome assembly.
AUGGGCGCCUGGGGACGAUCGCGGCUAUGGAUGAGGUGCCUCUUUCAAAGGUGCCAGGUUGCCGGCAUUGCCCACGUACCUGCUUUAGCCCGGCCAGCCCUCGAAAGAUGGGACGUCCGACCGCUUGCCGCGGUGUUGACGCUAGCGCUGACGGCAGAGCAGGCGCGGCGUGCGCAGGGCAAGGUAGGCUGUGCCUCCACCCAGCGCAUCAGCCUCGGCCAAGUCACAGAGUUCGAGGAGGCCAGUAUGCGGGAGGUGAAGAUGGAGGGAGGUGGAGCCGUGUUGGUUCACCGACAUCAGGGCGAGUUUUUCGUGACCUCGCCGGCCUGCGCCCAUUACGGGGCCCCGCUCAGGAAGGGCAUCAGCUCUGCCGGAGGUCGUGGUGGGCCGCCCACCGUCACCUGCCCACUGCAUGAUGCCACCUUCGACCUGAGAACUGGUCAGGUUGUCAGAGGACCCAGUGUGGAUGGCAUCGCAGUCUACAAGUCUGAGGUGAAGAACGGUGUCCUGUACGCAGACAUCCCGCCCGAGCUGGUUGCUGGAACCGGCAAGCACCCAAAGGCACAUGAACUAGCCCUGAUGUUUACCAGGGUUUCGAAAUGUUGUGAGAGUACGGUUGUGGCAUAA